ACUUAUAAGAGAGCAUAUUUCAAAAGGUCACACCAGUCAGCGUGCUAUUCGCGAGACUUUAUACGACGUGAAACUUUAGCGAAAUGAAGACUGUAAUAGUUUUGCUGUUUGUCGUUGCAUGCUUGGCGCAAGGAAUUAAUGGAAAAGCUUGCUGUAGCGAUGGUUGGAUAGCCUAUAAAGACCAUUGUUACCAUAUUGGUUAUGGAAAUCGUUUUACGUUUUCUGCUGCACGGGUGUAUUGUCAAAGUCUGGGUGCUUACCUUGUCCGGCUUGACACGCUAGAUGAAAAUACUUUCCUCAAAGGAUUUCUUAAGAAAACUAAUGCUGGAAAUACGUGGAUGGGAUUGACUGACAAGAUUCAUGAGGGAAUCUGGAGAUGGUCUGACACAAACAGGCAUGCAACGUUUUCGGACUGGGGACCAGGAGAACCCAAUAAUUUUGGUAAUCGCAACGAAGACUGUGUGCUUUUCUAUGUUGGUAAAGACUAUAAGUGGAAUGACGGUCUUUGUCAUGACGAACUUACGCCUUUGUGCGAAAAAGACUAAAAUACAUUUCUCAGCGUUCAUAAAAAUGUGCUAUGUUGAAUGUGACGAAAUAUAUUACCAUGUUUGUUAUGUUUAUUGCAAAAUAGUGUAUUAAAAUAGAGAAAAUAGGAAAAA
Molecule: messenger RNA, 659 nt
Organism: Ruditapes philippinarum (Manila clam)
Lineage: Eukaryota; Metazoa; Mollusca; Bivalvia; Venerida; Veneridae
Product: perlucin-like protein
Exons: 5
Coding region: 84-545 (153 amino acids)
Source: RefSeq, a predicted model, not a curated record